AUGUUAGGCCAGUUGGAUAAGAAACGUCGUAGAGAUUACUCUGAAGAUGAGGAGUCUGAUGUUGAACCACCAACCAAGUCCAACAAGCACGGCAAGUCUCCAAAUGCUCAACCCAACCCAAGUGAGAUUGCUCUCACCAAGGUUGCAGAUGAGCUCACUGCUCAACUCAAGAAGUUGACCUCGUUGAACCAACAAAGCUCCAAAGAGAUUAAUCUUGCUCGCCAGAACCAGAGAGUCGCGAACAUCACCAAUUUCGCUCAUAGCAUAAGGGCUUCACCUAUAUCGCCUGGAGUCAACCAGGCCUUAAGCAACAUGCUCGAUGUUGGAAAUCUGGAUGCCCAGAUCAGGUCAUCGAUUGAAGACAUGAGGAGGAGAAUGGCCCAAGGCGAGUCACCAAUCAACCCGCCCAUCACCUCCACAACGUCCACCUCGAGCUCGUCCACGACGUCCACGACUUCCACCUCACCGAUGUGCCUAACACCGAAGUCGAUUCAAGAACUGUUGGAGAGUAGUACCGCCAACAACGAUGACCUCAACCGGAUGCUUACGUUGUCCAAACAGUUGCACUACAUUGUCUCACCCAUCCCCAAUAAUGUAGAUGUCAAUUUGAUCCUGUAUUCGCUCAUCAUUGAUCGAUCGAAGACCCAGAGGGACAAGAAGACCAACGAACUCUACAUCGAUGGUUACCGCGUUCAGGAGGAGCCAACGGGUCCACGUAUCUCGGACUAUCUAUUGGAGUACAGGGAACCCAGAGCUCAAGACAGCCCCUACAGACCGAUCAAAAGGGAGCCAUCCAAUCUAGUCGAAGAUGCAAUCAACUGCGACGAGGAUGACGAAGUGGAUGAGGAGGCCAUCUACGUCAAGAGAGAGCAACAGUAA
This is a messenger RNA of Acytostelium subglobosum LB1, 879 nucleotides long. RefSeq lists its product as hypothetical. The coding region runs from base 1 to 879 and encodes 292 amino acids. NCBI's taxonomy places the organism in Eukaryota, Evosea, Eumycetozoa, Acytosteliales, Acytosteliaceae. The transcript is spliced from 2 exons. The record is from RefSeq and is a predicted model, not a curated record.